Messenger RNA from Gymnogyps californianus (California condor), 2921 nucleotides. RefSeq names its product basic helix-loop-helix ARNT like 2 (gene BMAL2). NCBI's taxonomy places the organism in Eukaryota, Metazoa, Chordata, Aves, Accipitriformes, Cathartidae. Bases 81 to 1955 code for a protein of 624 amino acids. Gene Ontology annotation, biological process: regulation of transcription by RNA polymerase II. The record is from RefSeq and is a predicted model, not a curated record. Gene Ontology annotation, cellular component: aryl hydrocarbon receptor complex; nucleus; transcription regulator complex. The transcript has 18 exons. Gene Ontology annotation, molecular function: DNA-binding transcription factor activity, RNA polymerase II-specific; RNA polymerase II cis-regulatory region sequence-specific DNA binding; protein dimerization activity.
CUGUUUCUCCUCACCUUAUUUCACCUCCUGCAUGCCGCCGGUGCCGGGGGCGCUGUGGAGCGGGGCACGGGCCGCCCGCCAUGGCCGAGGCAGGAGCGGGAGGCGCCGAGGGGGCCGAGGAGGAGCGGCGGGCCACUGAAGAUAAUUUCUCAAUAGAUGGAAACCCGUGCAUUGCUUCUGGAGUCCCCAGCCUCAUGAAUCCAAUAACUAAGUCUGCUGCCACCGCUUCUUUCAAUGCUUCUGUGGCUGAGAUUCCAAGGAAGCGCAAAGGAAGUGAUUCUGAUAACCAGGAUAUAGUUGAAGUUGAUGGUGAUCCUCAGAAAAGGAGUGAAGAUGAAGAACAUGUUAAAAUAAAAGAUUUCAGAGAGGCUCACAGUCAAACAGAGAAACGAAGAAGAGACAAAAUGAAUAAUUUGAUAGAGGAAUUGUCUGCUAUGAUACCUCAGUGCAAUCCCAUGGCACGAAAGCUAGACAAGCUUACAGUGUUACGGAUGGCUGUGCAACACUUAAAAUCUUUAAAAGGUUCCACUAGCUCCUAUACAGAAGUCCGGUAUAAACCUUCAUUUUUAAAGGAUGACGAGCUCCAACAGUUAAUCCUUAGGGCUGCAGAUGGAUUCCUAUUUGUGGUUGGAUGCAACAGAGGAAAAAUUCUGUUUGUCUCAGAAUCAGUUUGCAAAAUACUUAAUUAUGAUCAGGCCAGUUUAAUUGGACAAAGUUUGUUUGAUUACUUGCAUCCAAAAGAUGUUGCGAAAGUUAAGGAGCAACUUUCGUCUUCGGAUGUCUCUCCUAGGGAGAAGCUCGUAGAUGGGAAAACUGGCUUGCAAGUACGCACAGAUUUUCAAGCUGGACCAGCUCGACUGAAUUCUGGUGCUCGGCGUUCCUUCUUCUGUCGGAUAAAAUGCAGUAGGACCACAGUCAAAGAAGAAAAGGAGUGCUUGCCCAACCCAAAGAAGAAAGAUCACAGAAAAUACUGUACCAUUCACUGUACUGGGUAUAUGAAGAACUGGCCUCCUAAUGAGGUGGGAGUAGAAGAGGAAAAUGAUGUAGAAAAGGACAGUAGUAACUUUAACUGUCUUGUUGCAAUUGGGAGGUUACACCCUUAUAUUGUUCCACAAAAGAGUGGAGAGAUAAAAGUCAAAGCAACAGAAUUUGUUACACGAUUUGCCAUGGAUGGAAAAUUUGUUUAUGUAGAUCAGCGUGCAACAGCAAUUUUAGGGUAUCUGCCACAAGAGCUUCUAGGAACUUCUUGUUACGAGUACUGCCAUCAAGAUGAUCACAAUCAUCUAGCUGAAAAACAUAAAGAAGUGUUGCAGAAUAAAGAAAAAGUAUUUACAAAUUCCUACAAAUUUAGAGCAAAAGAUGGGACUUUUAUUACUUUAAAGAGUCAGUGGUUUAGUUUCAUGAAUCCAUGGACCAAAGAACUGGAGUACAUUGUAUCAAACAACACUGUGGUAUUAGGUCAUAAUGAGUCAGCUGAAGAACAAGUCCUCUACGGUUCCCAGCCUGCAGAAGAUGCCGUAAAACAGUCUUUAGUAAGUGUACCUGGAAUGUCCUCUGGAACAGUUCUUGGUGCUGGAAGUAUAGGAACCGAAAUUGCAAAUGAAAUACUAGAAUUGCAAAGGUUGCAUUCUUCACCAUCUGGGGAGUUAAGUCCAUCACAUCUCUUGAGAAAGUCACCUUCUCCAGCUUUAACUGUAAACUGCAGCAAUGUGCCAAAUAAAGAGUUGAUUCAGUUACGUUCUUCGGAAACAGAAGUUCUGGAGACUUCAGAACAAAACCAGGGUGCUGUUCCAUUUCCCAAUAAUGAACCUCUCCUCAGUGGUAAUUCUCAGCUGGACUUUGAUGCAAUAUGUGAAAAUGAUGACACUGCUAUGACAGCUCUUAUGAAUUACUUGGAGGCUGAUGGAGGACUUGGGGAUCCAGCUGAACUCAGUGAUAUACAAUGGGCUCUCUAGUUUUGCUUUUUCAAAAUAAGAAGGAAUGUAAAAUCCGUAAUGCACAACAACCAUACAUCCUCAGUACUGUAUUAUAAUUUUUUUAAUGUUUCAUUUGAAUUCAUACUUACUGUCUAUAUAUUUUUAAAGACUGAAGCCUUGUUCAGAGAGAGACAGUUUCUGCUGCACCUAUGGAAAAAUGCAAUAUUUUUUUCAUGAUGGGGAAACUUUGAAAUUUCAAUAUUGAACCAUCUGUAACUGGAAUGCUUAAAACACAUAUUUUUGCUAAGAAGCUUUAACCAAAAGAAAAUGAAUUUUGGGCUAUAUCAUGGAGAAAAGAGAAAAAAAACCCAGGUACUUUCUAAGAAUUGAUAGAAUUCUAUUUGUAUAAAUGAAAUUUGAGAAUUCCGAUUUUUGCCAUUGUAAAAUGUAUUUUCCUUAUUCUAGAAAUAAAUUCUAAAUAAAACAAAUACUAUAGCUAACACAGAUAAAUAAGUAAAUAAAUAACUUAAAAUUAUUCAGAGUUUCCUCAACAUACUUCCUUUUUUAACUGGAUUAGUUUGAAAAUGGUGCAGAUGUUGUUACUGAAGGAGCAUAUUAAUUCUUUCACAAGAUUUAUAUAACUGUCUAGAGUCAAAUCACUAUUUUUGGAUUCUUCUUGGAUUUCCCUAAAAAAUAAAAACAAAAAUGUAACUUUGAGCCCUUUGCAGUCAUUGAUUGAUAUUGUGUCUCUCAAUUCAUUUAUUAGAUUCUCCCUUUACUAUUUGUGAAUUUUUCUGGUUUAAAACAGUCUUACAAGAAAAAGUGUCACUUGUAAAUAUUUAUGAUUAAUACAUACUUUUUAAUACAGUUGAGAUAGUAUGUGCUUAUUUCUGUUCGUAUAACAAUACAAUUCUAGUAAGAUAUGGACAGGGCUUUUUUCUUGGCAUGAUGCAGGUUAUCAGAGGAUGUGGUUAAAUCAGGUCAAUAAAAUGUUAUUUUGAUGCA